Chiloscyllium plagiosum (whitespotted bambooshark) is the source of this 2031-nucleotide messenger RNA. RefSeq names its product G protein-coupled receptor 83-like. Gene Ontology annotation, molecular function: neuropeptide Y receptor activity. NCBI's taxonomy places the organism in Eukaryota, Metazoa, Chordata, Chondrichthyes, Orectolobiformes, Hemiscylliidae. Gene Ontology annotation, cellular component: plasma membrane. Gene Ontology annotation, biological process: neuropeptide signaling pathway. The record is from RefSeq and is a predicted model, not a curated record.
CAUGGCUAACGAAUCUGCCUUCUCCCGGGACGAUCUCCUUCAGCCGGACGGAACCUUCAACGAGUCCACCUUCAGCAACGUCUCCCUGGAGCUGCUGAGGAACCUCAUCCACUCGGUCCGGCACAGUACGGGCUCUCAGAGCCUGACGGUCAGGGCAUUACUGAUCGGCGCUUACACACUCACCAUCACCGUCUCCCUAUUCGGAAACCUCCUGGUGUGCCAAGUAUUGCUGAAGAACAAGAGAGUGAACACAGCAACUGGCCUCUUCAUCACCAACCUGGCCAUAGCAGACCUGAUGAUAACCCUGCUCAACACCCCCUUCACUCUGGUCCGGUUUGUGAACAGCACCUGGAUCUUUGGCAAGACUAUGUGCCACGUCAGUCGUUUCGCCCAGUACUGCUCGCUCCACGUCUCCGCACUGACUCUGACCGCCAUCGCCCUGGACAGGUACCAGGCGAUUGUGCAUCCUCUGAAGCCUCGCAUGUCGGUUCCCCGGGGUAUCAUCUGCGUCGCUGGCAUCUGGGUCCUGGCCUCCUGCUUCUCGCUGCCUCACGCUAUUUACCAGAGGCUCUUCCGCUUUGUGUACAGGGAGACAACAGUCCGGAGCCUUUGCGUUCCCGCUUUCCCGCAGCCCUCCGACGUGGUCUGGAAGUACUUGGAUCUGGCCACCUUUGGCCUGCUGUACGCUCUGCCGCUGUUGGCCAUCACCAUAGCCUACACCGCGGUGGCCAAGAAACUGUGGCUGAGGAACGCCGUCGGGGACAUCACCCUGGAGCAGUAUGCUGCCCAGCGCCACAAGAAGAAGAAGACCAUUAAGAUGAUGAUGCUGGUGGUGGUGGUCUUUGCCAUUUGCUGGUCGCCCCUCAACUGCUACGUGGUACUCAUCUCCAGUCAGCUCAUCCAGAGCAGCAAUGCCCUCUAUUUCACCUUCCACUGGCUUGCCACCAGCAGUACCUGCUAUAACCCCUUCAUCUACUGUUGGCUCAACGACCGCUUUCGCUCCGAGUUGAGGGCGCUGGCCGGCCGGUGCUGCGGGCCGAGGAGCUCGGAAGCCAAGAUGGUGGCCCCCGUCUCCCACAGGGCAAUUCGGAGGGCCUGGCCAGAGGAUCAGUGCAGUCCUCCUGACGCACUGAUGGGAUCCAACCUGCCAGGCCCGUUGGGCAACAGCGGAGGUGUAAGUACCAAUCCAUCGAGCCCUCGCAAUCUGUGACGGCCGUGUGCAAGUGCAAUAUCGAGGGAACACCUGGAAAUAAUACUUCCACUCCAGAUGGGACAACCUCGAUGAUUUGCAAACCAAGACCCACUCAAGAUUUGAACCUCGUGUUCACCUCUGGGGUUCAUUCCAGAUAUUCAGAGAAGCCAUUUUGUUUCACAAUGCUCCACCUUUCACCUCUGGUCGCCAAUCUUGGUUCACCACUAUCUUUGCUGUUUUUGUUCAUACAGCAUUUGUCACUGGAUAUUUCGCCCCUGCCUUCUAUCUAAUGACCUUGUACAAAAUGUUAUGGACCAGGCCAGACCCUCUCAAACUAUUUAGGUUGCCUGGACCCUAACUUUUUCUUAUUUGAAGGAAAAUAUGAAGUGUCUUUCCCAAAUGCGAUGGUCAAAUUCCUUGAUGUUAACUAAAGUGCAAUUUAUUUAAACAUUGUGGUUAAAAUACAGAAAAAAAGAGAAAUUUAGAAUAACUUAACUCUAUUGGAAAGCUUAACCAAAUAGUAGAUACAGUGCCCAUUAUUAAUUAACAGUUCCAAUACAAUAACAUCCCAUAAGUACACCCCUUGGCAGAAAGGCAAAUUCAGACAGAGAUUCUCACAUGCAGUUUUCCAAUCCAGGAGGAAAGAGGAUAUCAAGAGAAAAAUUCAGAGAGCAGCUCAGAGACAUUCACUGAAGCUUCUAACUGUUUUCAGACCCCAAUAUUUUCUGAUGUGACCCAGAAAUCCUGAUCUGUCAGAGCUAGCCACAUGCAUUCAGACUUCAUUAAAAUGAGCUAUUUACCAUACCCCAGACAGUUCGGCACCUCUGCCUUUUAAACUC